Paramecium sonneborni is the source of this 1020-nucleotide messenger RNA. Lineage: Eukaryota; Ciliophora; Oligohymenophorea; Peniculida; Parameciidae. The record is from the annotation of a GenBank genome assembly.
AUGGCUGCAUCUGAUUAUGAUUAAUUCCGAAAGAUUAAAAUAUUAGGAUAAGGUGCUUUUGGUAAAGCAAUAUUAGUAGAGGAUAUCAGAGAUGGGUAUUAAAUUUAUAUGAUUCUUAGCACUUAAUGGGUCAAGAAAUAAAUUGAUAUAAGUUAGAUUCCCUAAAAAGAAAAAGAAGAAACAAUAAAAGAAGCAAAAAUAUUACAACAUUUAGANCUAUUUUCAUAAUUAAUUAAUAUAUAACUUUCUUAUAAAAAAAAUAUCAUUUGCUUUUUCAUUACUUAAAAUCAAUUUUAAAAUUAUAUAUUUAAAAGUGAAAUUAAAUUUAAUUUCUAUAUAUUAGAUACACUAUUUUAAUCCUUUAAGUUUAAAAAAGUUAAGAUAAAAAACCAAAUUCAUUUUAAUUUAUAAAUUAAUUAGAAAUUAUAUUCUAUGAUGAUUUAUACGAAAAAAAAGAUCUUCAAAAGGAUUAAUUCGAAUCUUAAUUCACAAACAAAUAUUACUAAUAGUUUAAAAUUAUUAUUUUUGGUAAAAGAAAACAAUUAGACAGAAUUUAUAUAGUUGAAAAGAUUAUACAUAGGUUUCUGUAUUAAUAAAUAAUAGUUUUAUGAGUAGGAAACUAUUAAUAAUAUAGGGAUAAUUAUGGAGCAUAAAUUAGUAAAAUAGAGAAAUUCUUCAUAAAUAUGUCUAAAUAUUAUUUUAAAGAAAAGAAUUAACUUGGUAGAAGUAUUGUAAUUUUAAAUUAGAUUAAAUGAUAUAUUCAAUAUGGCUAAUAAAGAAGAAACGAAAUAAUAUAUAGUGUUUUUUGGAUUGGUUAUAUGGGAAAGCCUAAAAUAAGAGCUGAGGGAGAUAUCAAUAUAGAUAUAACAUUUUAAUAAAGGAAUAAAUAAAAUUUAAUUGAUUUAGUUAAAUAAAGAGGAUGAUUAAAAUGAGUUUAAUAAAGAUAAUUGCACUGAGAUUGCAUAGAUUUUUAUAAAAUAUUGGAUUAUUAGUGAUUAAAAGAAAUAAAACAAUUAGUGA